Molecule: messenger RNA, 2161 nt
Organism: Triplophysa dalaica
Lineage: Eukaryota; Metazoa; Chordata; Actinopteri; Cypriniformes; Nemacheilidae
Product: oligodendrocyte-myelin glycoprotein-like
Exons: 2
Coding region: 151-1377 (408 amino acids)
Biological process (GO): neuron projection regeneration
Molecular function (GO): protein binding
Source: RefSeq, a predicted model, not a curated record
UCCCAGAAAGGGAUCUGCACUAAAUAAGACAGGAUUUUUAUUUUACUGCAGAAUAGAAACACAAGAACCGCAGACCAUAAGAUCCCAGAACCACACUGAUCAAAAGCCGAACAUAAAGAGAGAGAUGGAGAGAAUUUAAACGACACAGUGAUGACAAGUAAAAGGAACACCGUGUCAAUGCUUUGGUCUGCUUUGCUAUCCCACCUCCUCACACUGCACACAUGCGCAUACGUGCAAGCAGAAUGUCCCGCUCUCUGCUCCUGCAGCGAGAGCCAUCGGACUGUAGACUGUUCCUGGCGUGGACUGAGACACCUGCCUGUCGGACUAGAGCGUAACGUUCAGUCUCUCAACAUGAGCCACAAUCAUCUAUCCGACCUGGACCAUCAUCUGAGCUCCUUCACGCACCUGCGCAUCCUGGACAUCUCCUACAACCGACUGCUCCAUUUUCCCGCCUCCCUCCCCCGGGCUCUGUGGGAACUCGACAUCUCUGGAAACCGUCUUCAUGUGCUUAACAAAGACGACACGGCCUACCAGUGGAACCUUAGGGUUCUGGAUCUGUCGAUCAAUAAGCUUGAGCGUGUCGUCUUCAUCAACAACACGCUCCCAAACCUGAAGUCUCUCAACCUCAGUUACAACAAGUUCUGGACGGUGCCCACCAACAUGCCGCAAAACGUAGAAACGGUGGAUUUGUCCCAUAACACCCUGGUUCAGAUCUUGCCAGGUUCAUUGAAUCGGUUACCCAAGCUGUCUCGGUUAUACUUGCACGCAAACCGCUUCGCCGCGGUUCACUAUGGAGCGUUCAAGCAUCUGCAAGGUCUUGAGGUCAUCGCACUUGGAGACAACCCUUGGGCGUGUGAAGAUGCAGCAAAUAUUAGCCAUCUGUUGCUUUGGACCAAACGUACGUCCGCCAGGGUGUUGGGAUGCCCGUGUCACACGUGGCACACAUGUGGAGAGGCUCAUCUGUCCCGGACGGGAAGCUGGCACUCCGGCACCAACACGUUGUCUCCGUACGUGUUAAGAAUCAACGAGCAGAGUCAUCCAUCUAUCCAAACAGUCACUACACAAUUCUGGUCACUCUUGAACACAAGAGACGACCAAACAGCGACUGGGAGUGCCAAGGAGUCUUUCAUAAUGGAUGCCAAGUCAACUUCAAGAGUUCCCUAUUCAGAUAUAUACACAACUACAGAAGGCCCAGUCACAACUGGCCACUUCACCACCAGCGACAUCAUGAUCUCCACCACCCGCAGGACAACUACUCUCCGUACCCGGAGUGUGAAGAGAGCGAAAAAGGACUUCGGGAGAAACAAAAGUUCAGGAUGUUCCCGUUCGCUCUCCACAUCAGUUUUCUGUAUGCUUCUUUUAACAGCCACAAUGUAAAAUAUCUGAAGGUGUGAAAAUGUGUAAAUGUCCCUCAAAACCAUACACUAUGAAGUCACGCUAACACACGGAUAACAUGUUUCGCACAUUCAGUCAUUAGUUUCACUUUAUGUUAAAAAAUGCAUUAAAUGGAUUUAAACAUUUUGUGUUGGAGCAUAUGGACCAACAAACAGGUUUAUAUUCUCACAAAUCAAAACAAUUCUUUGUUACUGACAUAAAAAUGUAAAUAAAAGUAUUUAAAAACAAAUUUCAUACUUCGUUAUUAAACCCCCCACAAAAAAAUCGACUGAUGCCGUAUUUUAGCACUGUGUGAGGCAAAGAACACUUUCAUUUACUUUAUCAAUAAUAAGUGAGUGAUAAAUUUCAUAAAUAUGACCCGGUCGGGGAUAACCAAGCUAGUAGUUUUUUGUGAUUUACAGUUAAAAAUUUUUUUACAUAAAAUUGUCCUGCAUGAUGUUAAGAACAUUCUGUGAAAAUAUAAUCUCUAACAGAGAUUCUCCACUUUUUGCAUUCAAAUAACAAGCUGUUCCAAUAUCAUGUAAUAAGUACGGCGAAGUUCAAUUGUGCGUGUAUAUGAACCAAUGUUUGCGUUCUCGGGGUAGAGCAGCCAUUUUGAAACGUACAUGAAGAGGAAACAAUGAAAUCCUACAUAAUGCUGUGUAAUGGUCAUUUAUUACUAUUAGAAAAUAUUUGAAGAAAAGCAGACAGGAAGGAAGAAACAUACACAGCAGCUUUUCAAGUUUGAGCUUACUAAAAUCAGGAGAGCCUAUUGACAUUAGCUUCA